Molecule: messenger RNA, 315 nt
Organism: Miniopterus natalensis
Lineage: Eukaryota; Metazoa; Chordata; Mammalia; Chiroptera; Miniopteridae
Source: RefSeq, a predicted model, not a curated record
AUGGGGAGAUGCCCCAGAAUCCAAGAGAAAUGUGAAUACAGAGAAAGGGAUGUGUGUACGAAGAACAAAAAAUGCCCGGACAAGAUGAAGUGCUGUGUCUUCAACUGUGGAAAAAAAUGUUUAGACCUCCGACAAGACAUAUGCAGUUUGCCGAAAAAUCCUGGUCCCUGCAUGGCUUUUUUUCGUCGUUGGUGGUAUGAUAAGGAAAAUGGUACCUGUUCCAUCUUCAUCUAUGGUGGCUGCCAAGGAAACAAUAACAACUUCCAAACCAAAGACCUGUGUCAGAACAUGUGCGCCAAAAAACGUGAGUCCUGA